UUUGAAUACCCCGGGAAUCACGUCCAACUAAAUUAUGGACCGUUGGUCUGGUAAAGUAGCCGUCGUCACCGGCGCUUCAGCUGGUAUAGGUUUGGAUAUUGCCAAAGCGUUAGUUCGCCGGGGCAUGAUAGUUGCCGGAUUGGCCAGACGGAAGGCCAAAAUGGAGGAAGCUAUGAAAGACGCGAGUGGACCGGGAAAAUUUUAUGCAGUCGAGUGUGACGUAACGAAGGAAGAACAAGUUCGCGACGCCUUCGAUUUUGUAGGGAAGAAUUUGGGAUGCGUGCGAGUUUUGAUUAACAACGCUGGCGAAUUAAACAAGGGAGAAAUGACAACGAUGGACAGCAAUCAGCUUGCAAAUGUCGUCAACCUCAACAUUAUGGGCCAGCUACAUUGUACACGUCAAGCUGUCAAGAUGAUGCGAGAAAAUGAACACCCAGACGGCCACAUUAUCAACAUGGGCAGCCAAGUAGGUCACAAAGUGCCAUACGUGGAAGACUUCAGUCUAAACAUCUAUCCGGCGACGAAGUUCGCAUUGCGCGCCCUCUCGGAGACACUGCAAAACGAGUUGCGCGGCACGCAGAUUCGCGUGACGCACGUGAGCCCGGGUGUUGUGAGGUCGGAUUUUUUCGAAACAGCCGGUGCCGAUCCGUCAUUUUUGCAAAUGGUCGCUGCUCUCGAGCCCGAGGAUGUUGCCGAUGCAGUCGUUUUUGUACUUGGAACCAAGCCGCACGUGCAGAUUGCCGAACUGACUAUUAGACAUCUUAAUGAUUAUUUUAGAUGAAUUUCAUUGGACUUCCCGAAUAAUCCUCGUGCUUGAUGGUGGGUAUGUUAACGAACUCCUGCAGAUAAUAAUUAAUUUGUAAUUUUCAUGGCAGAUUUAUCCCAGUUGAUUAUUAAA
Molecule: messenger RNA, 898 nt
Organism: Phymastichus coffea
Lineage: Eukaryota; Metazoa; Arthropoda; Insecta; Hymenoptera; Eulophidae
Product: farnesol dehydrogenase-like
Exons: 5
Coding region: 35-781 (248 amino acids)
Source: RefSeq, a predicted model, not a curated record